UCGAAGAAGCAUUUUAAAAAUAAAAAUACAUUAAUUAUAUAUGCCAAUCUUUUAAAUAAGCCGCUGAAAAAACUGACAUCACUGGUGGCGACUGCCAGCCAAGCUUAAGUCCAAUUUCCAUUCAGUCCGCAAUCGUCGGUUUUGCCAACCAAACGUGCUUCAUUUUCUAUCAAUCGACGCUUCGCACACCGCUCCUUUCCGUACACCUUCCGAUUCCGACUCCGAGUCCGGAUCCGAGUCCAGGAUUGGGAUUCAGCUGAUGGUGAAUCGGGGCUCGCCAGUCGAAUUUCGCGGAGAAUGCAACAGGAUUAGCAGCACAGGACUAGCAGCCAGCCACUGACGAGGGAUCCUGUGAGUGCGACGCAUGUAACGGAAUCCGGUGGCACAUCGAUACGGUGCGAAACAAGCCAAAGGAGCGCUUGAGAAGCGUGGAAAUUCGAGAGUUAGAAGUCAGGAGUCAGUAGCCAGGAGCAACAAAUACCAGAACAGGACGAGAACAAAAUAUACAAACAAACCGAGCUUGGGCCAUUCAACAACCUCCUCUCGACGCGGCCGUAUCGAUUUUCCGUUACAUCGUUAUACACACACGCACUUGGCCCACUGCCAUUACGCAUACGCCCCGUUGCCACCCCCGAAAGAGAGGGGCCACCGCUCACUCACACACACACACACACAUCUAGGCAGCUGGGACUCCCCCAGAGAGGCGAGAGACGACAGAGAGAGAGAGUGAGCGAAUUUGUUGCAUCUCGGCGGCACUGGAAGCAUGUUUCAUUUGGCACUCGCUAGCCGCGGACGGACUAACCAUUUAGGGCUACAGCAAUAGCCAUUGUAAAUAGCAGUCAUCAUCAGCAUCAGAGAUCGCGACAACCGCCUGCCAUCCGGGACUUUCACUCUUUGCCAGAGAUCACUUGAGAAACCCCCAACGAGACCGCGAUCCACCAGCAGGUGUUCAGCAUGGCGAGGCUUCAGUUGCAGACAGGACAGGUGGCGGCCGUGGCGGUGCUGCUGCAGGGACUCCUCCAGGUGCUGAUGAUGGGCCAAACAGUGGCCCAGGGCCCACCGCCGCUGCAGGUGUGCCCCGAGCAGGGCGAGAUUUCGCCUUGCAUCUGCACGGUGAAAAAGAACGGCCUGGAUAUUCUCUGCGAGACCACGGACCUGGCGCACAUCACCAAGUCAAUGGGCACGCUGAAGGGCAAGAGCCCGAUCAUCUUUUACCUAAAGCUGCGCCACAACAACCUGCCCAAGCUGCAGGGCUUCGUCUUCCUGGCCCUGGACAUCCGCCACCUAACCAUUCACAACAGCAGUCUGGCGGCCAUCGAGGAGAAUGCCCUCAGCUCGCUGGGCAACGGACUCACCCAGCUGGAUGUUUCUCUUAACCAAAUGAAGACGGUGCCCUCGCAGGCUCUGCAGCACCUGUUCCACCUGUUGAUCCUUAAUUUGAACCACAACAAAAUCAGCGUAAUCCAUAACAACGCCUUUGAAGGCCUGGACACCCUGGAGAUUCUGACGCUCUACGAGAACAAGAUUACACAGAUCGAUCCCGAGGCUUUCCGUGGACUCGAGGGCAAAUUAAAGCGUCUCAAUCUGGGCGGCAACGAUCUGAGCAGUGUUCCCCAGAAAGCCCUGUCCAUUCUGGACACGCUCAAGAAGCUGGAGAUACAGGAGAACAAGAUACGAACCAUUAGCGAGGGCGAUUUCGAGGGCUUGCAGAGCUUGGACUCAUUGAUUUUGGCCCACAACAUGAUCACCACCGUGCCUGCCAAUGUCUUCUCCCACCUCACCCUGCUCAACUCCCUGGAGCUGGAGGGCAAUAAGAUCAGUUCCAUUGACAAGGACGCCUUCAAGGGUCUGGAGGAGAACCUGCAAUAUCUGCGUCUGGGUGAUAAUCAAAUCCACACCAUUCCCAGUGAGGCACUGCGUCCUUUGCACCGCCUUCGCCAUUUGGAUUUGCGCAAUAAUAAUAUCAAUGUUAUCGCCGAGGAUGCCUUUACUGGAUUCGGAGAUUCCCUUACUUUCCUCAACUUGCAGAAAAAUGACAUCAAAGUCUUACCUAGCGUUUUAUUUGAGAACCUCAACUCUUUGGAGACGCUCAAUCUGCAAAACAACAAGCUGCAGCGCAUUCCACAAGACAUCAUGGAGCCUGUCAUCGACACCCUACGCAUCAUCGAUAUCACCGAUAAUCCGCUGAAUUGCUCGUGCGAGCUGACCUGGUUCCCCAAGCUGCUGGAGGACCUGAAGAACAAGGACGACGAAAUGUCGCAGAAGAAGAAGCCGCUGUGCCAUAUGGGGCUGGACAAUCGCGAGUACUUCGUGCAGGCCAUGCCCACCGAGAAGAUGCACUGCGCCGGCCUCAAUGUGAGUCCCUCGCCCACCAGCGGCGGUCUGAUGCGGAUCCUGCAAGUGAACAUCCUGGCCCAGAUUGCCGUGUGUAGCGUGGCGUUUCUGACUAGCGUCUAAUGCCUGUCCAGCCAUGUUCUAUGUGGGUCAGUUUCAGCUUCAGUUUCAGUUCCACCCAGACACAGUCAGAGAUCAGUGAUAGUUCCAGUUCCAUUCGGUCUGAUUCGACACAUGUCCAGUGGCAAGCCAAAAGAUAACUAAAUCCAAACCAGACCCCAACCACAGACCAUCCUUCGUACCAUUUCCCUGCUGUUGUUGUAUUGUAUGUUUUCUUAUAGAUUGUAGAGAAACCGUGAAUUAUGCAACUCUGCCAAUAAUUAGACUCAGAAAGCACGCUUUUUGAACGACAAGCAAGCAAGUCAGCAAGUCGGCCAGCCAGCAGACAGCAUCCCAACCCACCUUGUUGAAUCGAGGCACCUGCGGCGGCCAUCCAACAUCCACGAUCCAAGAUCCAAGAUCCACCCCAUCCAAACUUGCACAGUAGCUCGACUCGAAGGGGAACUGCUGGAACUGAUGGGUCAGCAGGAGAAGUCCCAGACCCCAGAUCCAGUCCCAGCGUAGAUGUAAGGCUUGAUUUAGGCACAAGUGCUCCGGCACUCAGCGCACCCAAGCGAAACUCAAACAUAUCGGAAUAUUGUUAAGUUUAAGAGUGGGAUAAAAAGGAUAUUGUGCAUGCAUAUAUGUGCACCCAUUUACCAUUUAUAUUACGUGUAGUCUAUCGUCGUCUUGUCGUCGGUGUUGUGAGAUACAAUCAUUACUACUCACCUGUUUACAGUCCUUCCUCCGCACCCGAGACCCAACCCCAAAGCAAUCUCACCUAGUCGAAGUAUCUGUAACCCUAAACCCAACAAUAACUAAUUUGUGGCUCCUUUUUGGGUUCAGCGGAAGGAAAACACGCAUGAGGAAACCAAGAGAAGAAAGUAAUAUUCAUUUGCAUCAAUCACCAAGAACUGAUUAUGGAAUAAGUAGUUUGUACUCUUUAUUUGCCACAAACGAGGGGCAAGUACUCCAUCCUAAUACCCCCCAGUUCCCAACUCCCUUUUCCCCCUAAACACAAAUCGAGAAUACAUAUCGUUAUUAUAUUGUUAUUAUAUCGUGACAUAUCAGGAGCUAGCAAGCUCAACACGGCUAAAAUAGUGACAUUUUAUAGAAUUUACAUUUACUUACAUUUACGAGUACAUUUUUGAGGCAUCGCAGAGAGACGAGUUUGAUAUAUUUACGCCACAAAUCGCGAGAUUGGAAUUAGAGCAAGAAAUUUGUAUAUGCAAAGUGUGUGGAAUUUUUGAAAUUUUUUUAUACAUAUACUUUUAUACACACAUACAUACGUACCUUUUCAAUUAUGUCUAUGCAAAAGCUAAGUUGUAAUUCGCUAUAAUUAAUUGUAAUUGCACCUCAUCCGCUGUCGCUUUUGAUUCGCCACCUCCCAGCCCCCCUCCAUCCGUCGGCCGGCUUGGGUCAGUAGCCGGCUCCCGGUGGUCGGGGUCUUGGGAGCGGGGCAGGAGCAAAGUGGAAGCGGAAGCGGCAUCAAGAAUAUCUCCUAGGGAACGCGCUGCAUCGCCGAUUCGGGUCAGUUGCCAACGGCUAAAGCCGUUUCCUUCGAUAUAUUCAGCCUAGUGCACUCUCCAUGCGAGCUAAGCUGUCCGAGAAUUCGGGGAGAAUCCGAGAAUCUAACUAAUAAAGAAUCCAUGUUGGUUACAAA
This is a messenger RNA of Drosophila kikkawai, 4096 nucleotides long. RefSeq names its product leucine-rich repeat-containing protein 15. NCBI's taxonomy places the organism in Eukaryota, Metazoa, Arthropoda, Insecta, Diptera, Drosophilidae. The record is from RefSeq and is a predicted model, not a curated record. Gene Ontology annotation, cellular component: plasma membrane. Gene Ontology annotation, molecular function: protein binding.